CCCCGCAGCCGCCCGGCUUCGCGAACGUCCUCACAGCUCCCUCGGGCCUGACUUCCGGUUUCCUCGCGCGGCCCUGGCGCCGAGCCCGCGGACAGCGGCAGCUCCUUUUCCGGUGGCGAGCUGCUGGUCCACCCUUCCAGCCCCUCUCGACAGCGCUUCCCUUCUACGGCGGGCGACGCGGCCGCCGGGCCGUGUAGGUCCUGACGAGGCCGGCCAGCGCCGGAGGGCCUGGGUCUCGCGCGCGUGUUGCUGGGUAACGGGCCUUCUCCCGCGGCUGCUCGGCCUCCUGCCUGUGCUCGCCCCUCCUUCCAGAACCUCCAAGGCCACUACCGAAGGACAGGGCCUGCGCCGGGCCUGGCGUAGCCAAGGCAGAAGAAAUGGGAAUCCUUCCGCGGCGCACCUGGUGCGACUGCCUUCGGUGGGGAAGCGGCGGUGUCUUUGAGGAAACCGGAAGCCCGUGGUGACCCCUGGCGACCUGGGUCGUUUUCGGUCCGUUUCCAAACACUAGAGAAUCGGAACUCGGCGGCCCUGGGGGCGGCCCUACAUAGCCUGGCUUCGGGGUUUUAAUCUCCAGAGGUCUGGUUUGUACAGAGUAAUAUGCUGUCAUGGAUGCACUGGUAGAAGAUGAUAUCUGCAUUCUGAAUCAUGAAAAAGCCCAUAGGAGAGAUACAGUGACUCCAAUUUCAAUAUAUUCAGGAGAUGAGUCUGUUGCUUCCCAUUUUGCCCUUGUUACUGCAUAUGAAGACAUCAAAAAACGUCUUAAGGAUUCAGAAAAAGAGAACUCUUUAUUAAAGAAAAGAAUAAGAUUUUUGGAAGAAAAGCUUAUUGGAGCUCGAUUAGAUGAAGAAGCAAGUUCUGUGGGACGAGAACAAGUAAAUAAGGCCUAUCAUGCAUAUCGAGAAGUUUGCAUUGAUAGAGAUAAUUUGAAGAGCAAAUUAGAUAAAAUGAAUAAAGACAACUCUGAAUCAUUGAAAGUAUUGAAUGAACAGCUACAGUCUAAAGAAGUAGAACUCCUCCAGCUAAGGACAGAGGUGGAAACUCAGCAGGUGAUGAGGAAUUUAAAUCCACCUUCAUCAAACUGGGAGGUGGAAAAGUUGAGCUGUGACCUGAAGAUCCAUGGUUUGGAACAAGAGCUGGAACUGAUGAGGAAAGAAUGUAGUGAUCUCAAAAUAGAACUACAAAAAGCCAAACAAACGGAUCCACAUCAAGAAGACAAUCUGAAGAGCAGAGAUCUCCAAAGACUAAGCAUUUCAAGUGAUAAUAUGCAGCAUGCAUACUGGGAACUGAAGAGAGAAAUGUCUAAUUUGCAUCUGGUGACUCAAGUACAAGCUGAACUACUAAGAAAACUGAAAACCCCAACUUCAAUCAAGAAAGCCUGCGCCCCAGUAGGAUGCAUUGAAGACCUUGGGAAAGACAGCACAAAACUGCACUUGACGAAUUUUACUGCAACAUACACAAGACAUCCCCCUCUCUCACCAAAUGGCAAGGCUGUUUGUCAUACUACAUCUUCUGCUUUACCAGAUAUAAAGAUUUUAUCAGAGAAAGCAAUCCUCCAAUCAUGGACAGAUAAUGAGAGAUCCAUUCCUAAUGACGGUGCAUACUUUCAGGAACACAACUCUUACGGCAGAAAUUCUCUGGAAGAUAAUUCCUGGGUUUUUCCAAGCCCUCCUAAAUCAAGUGAGACAGCAUUUGGGGAAACUAAAAGUAAAACUUUGCCUUUACCCAACCUGCCGCCACUGCAUUACUUAGAUCAACAUAAUCAAAACUGCCUUUUUAAGAAUGAAUUCUGAGGAGAUUCAUGAUUUCAUCAUGAGGACACUCUCUCUCUCAGUGGUUCAGAAAUUAUUUAACAAAGUGGAUUUUGAUUAAAAUUUUGCAGUUCUUCAGUAUAUACAUUUGAACAUACUGUGCAAUAUUAUGUAGUUGAUUUUCAGUAUGAAAGAGCACCAUCCAGCUCCAUAUUCUGAGAAUCAGAUGUAUGCUACUAUACUAAUUAAUAAAUAAGGUGUUUAAA
Messenger RNA from Propithecus coquereli (Coquerel's sifaka), 2014 nucleotides. RefSeq names its product 5-azacytidine induced 2 (gene AZI2). Gene Ontology annotation, cellular component: cytoplasm. The transcript has 9 exons. Gene Ontology annotation, biological process: canonical NF-kappaB signal transduction. The record is from RefSeq and is a predicted model, not a curated record. Lineage: Eukaryota; Metazoa; Chordata; Mammalia; Primates; Indriidae. Bases 606 to 1790 code for a protein of 394 amino acids.